AUGGUACCCGACAAGUCGUGUUUAGUAUGCAAAAAAGCUUCAAAUGGAAUGCAUUUCGGUGCUCUCACCUGUCGAGCAUGCGCCGCUUUCUUCAGAAGAGCUACCGUACUCAAACUGCAAUACAAGUGUAAGCAAGGAAACUCGCAAUGCAAUAUUGAUGGACGUGGAAGAUAUGUUUGUCGUCAAUGUCGUCUGAAAAAGUGCAAAGCUAUCGGAAUGAACGAAGAGAAAGUCCAGCUGGACUAUGAUCCGACGUAUUCUUUCCGUGGUUUGUUGGAAGAUAGUGGAAGUGAAGAAGGUUCGACUCCAACUGGAAGUCCAGCUCAAUCCGAGUACAGUCCAACUAACUUGAGUCGUAAAAACUCAGUGGAGUCACCGGGAAUUGAUCCGUCUUUUCUGUUUACAUUCUCACCGAAAAUUCAGGAUAAACCAAAUAUGAUAAUUGAUUUUAGCAGCUUGGUCAAGAAGGUUGAGACCUGUUUUUCGGUCAAAACUUUGAACGAUGAAUGUGAAUUAGAAGUUUUGACAGCGUCUUUGGAGAAGUUCAGGCAAGGACAAAAAUCUUCAAGCGAUGUCUCGUUUCUGGAGAAAGUUGAUGUGACGACUACUGUAGAAUGGCUGAAUGAAAGAAUUUACAAAUACUCAUGCUGGUUUGCUUCCUCCAAAUCUUUGAUGUCUCUUCCAAUGGACCAGAAAAUGCAAGUAUUCCGAUCAUCGUGGAACGUAGUUCGCACGUUUGAAAGACUAGAAUUAUCGAUCAAAGUUUUUGAGGAAGAUGUCAUUAAAUCCGGGUGUAUGGUACUAACGGAUGAUUGUGCAAUGAAAUGGGACAAAACUUAUGUCGAUCUCGCCUCUAUUACGGAACUUUCAAACCAAUACUUUAACAAAUUAUUUGAACCAUUUAUGUGCCGAUACAUUGAUGAAGUAGCCCGACCCCUUCUAGAAUUAAAGCCAACUACAGAAGAAGUUGUAUUCUGUAUGGUUCAUCUGAUUGGUCUUGAUGACGCCGAGUUCACACCGGAAACUCGAGAAGCAUGUGAGCAAAUGAGAGCUGAAAUUGCAGAUCAAAUGCACACUUACUAUACGAAUCGAACUGAUAUCAAAAUGUACUCUCAUCGCCUUCUGAUCCUCAUGAAACUAGUCAAGUCUAUGAAGAAAAUCUCUCGAGAUAAAUCAAAAAUCAAGGAGCUCAUCUGGCUAUUCGAUGUCUACCAUGCGGAUAUUUCAGAGCCAUACUUCUUCGAAAUGUUCUGA
Molecule: messenger RNA, 1254 nt
Organism: Caenorhabditis remanei
Lineage: Eukaryota; Metazoa; Nematoda; Chromadorea; Rhabditida; Rhabditidae
Exons: 10
Coding region: 1-1254 (417 amino acids)
Biological process (GO): regulation of DNA-templated transcription
Molecular function (GO): DNA-binding transcription factor activity; zinc ion binding; sequence-specific DNA binding
Source: RefSeq, a predicted model, not a curated record